AUGGUUUCUCUACAAGAUUCUCAUUCCAGCUCCAACCACUUCCCUCCUCACACCCGAAACUUCUACUCUCCUUCCUCCACCAAAAUCCACAGGCAAACAGGCCGUUCCAUGCGCACCAUUCGCUCCAACAUCUACCAUGACGAUCAAUCCCGAAACUCCUUCACCACCGAAAGAUCGUCCUUCGUCUCCGAGAACUUGACCGAUUCUGUCAUCGACAUGCGUCUCGGCGAGCUCGCCUUGCGCACCCACAGCUCCGCUGCUAAGUCCGCCUCCUCCGACGAAGAGUUUCUCCAGCUCUCCCAAGCCUUCAGCGAUUUCUCCGCCUGCAGCAGCGACAUCUCCGGAGAAUUACAGAGACUCGCUACUUUGCCGUCCCCGGAAAACGAGCCUACCUCCGAAGCCGAGCCGGAGGUGCCGGAGGAGCCCUGCCAGGGGUUUUUGCAGAGGGAGAACUUCUCCACCGAGAUCAUCGAGAGCAUUUCGCCUGAGGAUCUUCUACCGACGGUCAAGAUCUGCGUCGACGGCCUCCAAUCGCCGUCGAUUGCCAUCAAGCAAUCUGCUGCGGCCAAGCUCAGGCUUUUAGCGAAGAACCGGGCGGACAAUCGCGCUUUGAUAGGCGAGUCCGGUGCGGUCCCUGCUUUAAUUCCUCUGCUCCGGUGCAGCGACCCCUGGACUCAGGAGCACGCAGUCACGGCCCUGCUCAACCUCUCUCUGCACGAAUCGAACAAGGCGAUAAUCACCAAUGCCGGAGCUAUAAAGUCUUUAGUGUACGUGCUCAAAACCGGGACGGAGACCUCGAAGCAAAACGCUGCGUGUGCGCUCUUGAGCCUGGCCCUAAUUGAAGAGAACAAGAGCUCAAUCGGAGCCUGUGGGGCCAUCCCGCCGUUGGUUUCGCUGUUAAUAAGUGGAUCCACGAGGGGCAAAAAAGACGCCUUGACGACCCUGUAUAAGCUCUGCUCGAUAAAGCCCAACAAAGAGAGGGCAGUGAGCGCCGGAGCUGUGAAGCCGCUGGUGGCUCUAGUGGCGGAGCAGGGGACGGGCUUGGCGGAGAAGGCGAUGGUGGUGCUGAGUAGCUUGGCUGGGGUUGAGGAGGGGAAGGAGGCCAUUGUGGAGGAAGGUGGGCUUGCGGCACUUGUGGAGGCCAUUGAAGAUGGGUCGGUCAAAGGGAAGGAGUUUGCGGUGUUGACGCUGUUGCAGCUGUGUACUGAGAGUGUGAGAAACAGAGGGUUGCUGGUGAGGGAAGGAGGGAUUCCACCUUUGGUUGCGCUUUCGCAGACUGGGACUCUUAGAGCUAAGCACAAGGCUGAAACGCUUCUUGGGUAUCUGAGAGAACCGAGGCAAGAAGCGUCCUCUUCAGCCCUUUAG
Prunus armeniaca (apricot) is the source of this 1365-nucleotide messenger RNA. The record is from the annotation of a GenBank genome assembly. NCBI's taxonomy places the organism in Eukaryota, Viridiplantae, Streptophyta, Magnoliopsida, Rosales, Rosaceae.